AUUCGUCCCCCUCUGCUUCACGCCACAGCUCACCACCGCGCGCGCUCUCUCGACCCGCGCGAGCCGAGCCGAGCCGAGCCUCGUACGCCCUCGCACCACUGUUCGCCCCCUCGCGACUGCUUGCCCGGUUUCUCGUCGCUCGAGGUGCCCACUAGGGAGGGGGAUUCGGAGAGGGAGGAGAUCGCCGGCGGCUGGGCUCCGGCCGGAGGACUCGGCGGGCGGGAUCCACCUCGCGCUUUUCUUGGCGCCCCCCCAUGCCGUGAGCGAAGCGGCGAGCGCCAUCCUCUGUUCCCCGGGGGAGAUCUUGCUCCUGCCUGCAGCAGCUGAGACCCGAGCGCCGAGACCGAGAGGAGGUAGCGCCCGCCGACAUGGCCGGCAGCGACGAGGUCAACCGCAACGAGUGCAAGACGGUGGUGCCGCUCCACACAUGGGUGCUCAUCUCCAACUUCAAGGUGUCGUACCACAUGCUGCGCCGCCCCGACGGCACCUUCGAGCGCGACCUCGCCGAGUACAUGGACCGCCGGGUGCCCGCCAACCCCAGGCCGGUGGAGGGCGUCUCCUCCUUCGACCACGUCAUCGACCACUCCGUCGGCCUCGAGGCGCGCAUCUACCGCGCCGUCGCCGGCAACGCCGCCGCGGCCGCCGAGGGCGCCGCCGCGCUCACCCUGCCCAUCCUCGAGUUCCUCGGCGGGGCGACGUCCCCGGAGCCGCUCCCGGUGAUCAUCUUCUUCCACGGCGGCAGCUUCGCGCACUCGGCGUCCAGCACCACCAUCUACGACAACCUCUGCCGCCAGUUCGUGAAGCUGAGCAAGGGCGUGGUGGUGUCCGUCAACUACCGGCGCGCCCCGGAGCACCGGUACCCGUGCGCGUACGACGACGGGUGGGCCGCGCUCAAGUGGGCGCAGGCCCAGCCGUUCCUGCGGAGCGGGAGCGACGCGCGGCUCCGGGUGUUCCUCGCCGGCGACAGCUCCGGCGGCAACAUCGCGCACCACGUGGCCGUGCGCGCCGCGGAGGAGGGGAUCAAGAUACACGGCAACAUCCUGCUCAACGCCAUGUUCGGCGGCGUGGAGCGCACCGAGUCGGAGCGGCGCCUCGACGGCAAGUACUUCGUCACGCUCCAGGACAGGGACUGGUACUGGAAGGCGUACCUGCCGGAGGACGCGGACCGGGACCACCCGGCGUGCAACCCGUUCGGGCCGAACGGGCGGCGGCUCAGGGGCCUGCCGUUCGCCAAGAGCCUCAUCAUCGUGUCCGGGCUGGACCUCACCUGCGACCGGCAGCUGGGCUACGCGGAGGGCCUCCGGGAGGACGGGCACGACGUGAAGCUGGUGCACCGCGAGAAGGCCACCAUCGGCUUCUACCUGCUGUCCAACACGAACCACUACCACGAGGUGAUGGAGGAGAUCGCCGAGUUCGUCCGAGCUAACCUCCUGUAGUACAUACACCAGCCCAGUCGUCUCGUCGUGGAUGAGCUCGCCGUCCGUCCCGACGCAAUCAAAUACGUACGUACGUACUGCUGCCUAUAGGAAGCUAAAUGGUAAGCUUGACUUAUACUAGUAUCUCUUAUACUACUGCUGCCGGUGCUGCUGCUGCUGCUGGUUGGGGAUGUCAUCUUGGAGCCCGGCAAUGGCUUCCGGCAAGUGAUCUCUAGGCUCCAAAGGGGAUCCCCACGUCUGUCCGUCUGUCCUUCUGAUGAUAAAACUCAAUGGCUCGACCUCGUCGGAGCGAGGGAAGCCAUUGUCGUCCCACUAAUUGUUCCGCCGGCCGAUCGGUCGGUGUGAUCCUUGGAACUCCGAUGAUCUGUAUCCAUCCAUGUGUUUGCCUCUGGGGCUAAGACAAGAGAGAGAGUGCCUCCGCUCCAGCGUGUACCAUUUGACAUUGGUUGAUGGAGAGGAGCAUAUUAUUUCACCUUCAUCCUCUGUUGCUGCUGCCUGCUUAUCCUUGAGGGAAGAUGUGUCUAACGUUAUGUGUACAGUGAUCGAUCGAUCGAUCAACGGUGAGUCUUUUGUUGCUGUUGAUGUGGUAGUUUCUUUCUUGUGUCAGCUACGGGUUGGGUUGGAUUGGAUGGUGCUCUCUCAGCUCACUCUCGUCCAAUCCGUGCAUGUGAAAAAUACACCUGUCUAUCUAUCUAUCUAUCUAUCUAUCCUGUGUGGUGAUGAUAUAUGCUUCUAGUCCAGUCCAGACCAGUAGUAGUCUAGUCUAGGCUAGCAGUAUAAAUUCUCCUCUAACUUUUUUUGUAUCUUUCUCUCCUUUUCUGGUUGAUGUACUCUGAUCUGAUGAUCCUUAUGUAUACACAUGUUUGGACUUUGGACUGCGAGUGCUGUAACGCGUGUACUGUGCUUGGUUGAUCCAUCCAUUCCGGUUUUUUUUCA
This is a messenger RNA of Triticum aestivum (bread wheat), 2372 nucleotides long. RefSeq names its product gibberellin receptor GID1. Lineage: Eukaryota; Viridiplantae; Streptophyta; Magnoliopsida; Poales; Poaceae. Gene Ontology annotation, cellular component: nucleus; cytoplasm. Gene Ontology annotation, molecular function: hydrolase activity; gibberellin binding. Bases 369 to 1436 code for a protein of 355 amino acids. The record is from RefSeq and is a predicted model, not a curated record. Gene Ontology annotation, biological process: floral organ morphogenesis; positive regulation of gibberellic acid mediated signaling pathway; raffinose family oligosaccharide biosynthetic process. The transcript has 2 exons.